UGUCACAAAGGAAUUUUAAAAUAAUUUUAGUAAUUACUCGGCUUCCAGGACACUUACGUUUAAAUUCUCGCCCUGCGUGACUGCGCACUAGCAUAUUUUCCCAUUGAUAGACAUUUAAUGCAAGGGAGGGCGCCCAUAAGAACACUUACUCAUGAUGAAGCAAGGCCGGUGUAGGCCAUACCUCAUACCUCCACCAGUCAUGCAAGAUGACGUCAUUAGUCGUCUUACUGGUCAGUGAAGUGUUAACUACCAGCCACUUAAAGACACCCCAGUCACAUACUGUUUUAUCGUAAUCUUAUCGGGGACGUUAACUUAUCUCUUGGAGAAAAAAGACAGUGUGUGUUGUUUGAUUUCAUCGAAAAGUCUUUCAGCUGCUUCGGAGGAUCGCACGCAAUGGAGACUGAACAAAUGAGUGAUGUAGGAAAUCCGAGGCGGGACAGUGAUGAGAUGAGCGUAGCGUCUGACUUCAGUAUUAUUCCUGAAAGUUUUACUGGACAAGAGGACAUCUCUCCUGGGGACCAUAGAGUCAUGGCGCACAGUAUGGCUUCGUAUCAGUCUGACCAUUUUCAGGUGCCUUCAGCAGAGGCAACAUUUGGCAAAGUGUUGUUUCAAAAUGUCCAAGCAACCUACACUGCUGACUCCGAUAUAGCAGUGUCCUAUGUCUUGACAGCUGGUGUAACAGCCAAGUCUUCAGACCGGGUGGCCUUGUACCGUGUUGGGUUUGGAUCACCACAGGACUAUCUCAUAUACCACUGGGCACCAACGCCAAGCAAAGACCACACAACCAACCAGCUCCCUCUGACAGUUGUGUUUAAAGCAAGCGCGUUGCCAAAGGACGCAGGCGAGUUCUUUCAGUUCUGCUAUGUGACACACGAAGGUCAGAUUGUUGGUGUAUCUACUCCGUUCCAGCUUCACCCAGUUGGCUCUAGCAACGUCUGCGGAGUUGACGAUGGGGAGGAUGGCAUGGUGGUGGUAUGCACCAAGGAGAGUGUUCUGCACGAUAAGAUAAACAAGCUCACCAUGGAGAACGAGAACCUUCUGCUUGAGCUGAGCAACUUGAAAGUAGUUUCUGAAAAGAAACAGGGUGAACUUGAUGACAAGGUUCAGCAACUCAACAUGUGUCAGCAUCAUCUUCAGGCAUUAGAAGCAAAGAUGAAGAAAGAAACAGCUGAGAAGUGUGAACUGAUGGGGCGUGUUGGACAAGUUGUCGAAGAGAAGGGACACCUGGAAGACCGGUUGAAGACACUGGAGCGCAAUUUGGAGGCUUCAAAUACUCAGAUUGGAACACUAGAAAACAAGAUUACCAAGGUUACUGAGGAAAAGAAGGAAGCAGCAGAGGAGACCCUACGACUUCGCAAACACAAGGAGCAGUUGGAACAUGCACUGCAGAAGUGUCAGAACGACCUGUCAAGUGCAGAAGAAAAUUUGAAGACUCUGCAGGCUGAGUCAGAAAAAUACAAAUCCGAGAGAGACACUGCUAUCAAGGAACUGGAGUUCUGGACCACAUCAGCAGCCACAGACAAGGAUGAAAAGAAUUCGUUAGCUCUCAAAUUUUCAGCGGUCAAUGAAGAGUUGGUUUCAAAGUUAGAAGAAAUAGAGAAGAGUAGCAAGUUGAAUGUGGAGUUGGAGGAGAAACUCACUACAGCUGUGAUGGAAAUGACCUCAAUCAAGGAUGCUUUGACAGAAACAGAAGGAAGGUUGUCCAAAGCCGAGGAAGAGAGGACCAUCCACGAGGAACGGCUGAAUGUCGUCAAUCAAGACAACGAACAAUUGAAAGUCAAGAUUCAGCAGUUGAAAAAUACAGUGGAGAGCUUGGAAAGUGUCCAGGGAAAUGACAAGAGCGGGAGAGAGGCGGCAGAAAGAAUUGCCAGUGAUUUGAGUGGUCGGCUGCAAGCUGCCAAAGCUGAGUACCACUCUUUGGCUCUCACAAACUUGCGUCUGGUGAAGAAAAUAAAGAAACUCCGUCAGUCAGCAAGCCCAGAGGUAGACAGGGAGAGGCUGGCUGCAAUGGCAACAUCCAUGUCUUCACAAGGCAGUUCAUGGCUGAAUGUGGAUGGUGUCGACCAGGAAAAGAAUGAAGACCUUGAUGAGGAUGCUGGCACAGAGGCAGCCUCAGAAGUGGCCUCCUGUCUAAUUCGAUCCUGCACAUCUGUCUCAACAACUACGUGCUCCAGUUGUUCUCACUCCACCAAGAUUCUCAGUGAAGCUGUUCACCAGAAAAUGGAAGACAUAGUGCGCGAACUUUCCCUUCAGAUUCAGUCCCUCAAAAACGAACUGAAGGCCCGCGAGAGGGAACAAGAAACAAGAAGUCUUGUUCAGGGGGAGACUCUUAGUAGUCAGGAACCAAGUGACCCAAAUACAGAACAGCAGCCACCAAGUGUGGAAAGCAGACAAGAAGAGCAAAGUGCUCAGGAGGAGGUAGGCCAGGCACAGUUGACCGAGAGCAGCGUCGCUGCACAAAAUGAGCCUUCGACAGAGAGUAGCACGGAUCAGCAAGUGCUGUAUGGCAAUAGUUUUCUCCCAGCCCAACGCACUGCACCAGUAUUUUUACCAGAGCGUGAAAGGCAGGCAUCUCCACACAAUGUCAGUGACCAGGAUUCUGGCAGUGCCGCUGUUCGGCCAUCUGCACCAUCCCCGACACCUUCAAUGCUUUCGCAACGAGGCCAGAGCAGCGCAGGUCCUCCAGUCAUGAUAGUAAGCACAGCAAUGUCAGAUUCCCUUUUUGCUCCUAGGGCUCACUUACCUGUUAGACGAUUACAGCCUAUAUCUGGUUCUAUCCUUCCACCUCCGUUAUUACCGGAGACGACUCCCACUGCCCGCCAGGCUGCAGUAAUGAGCCAGUUUACAAGCCAGCAGGUUACCAGUGGCCUUGGACAUGAAUCGGAUGACGAUGACUUUCACAGCACGAGUGAUAACGAUGAUACACCUAAUAUCCCAAGUGAAGUGAGCAGUAACUUUUUUGAAUGCCCAAUGUGUGGACUGGCAUUCCAACAAGGAGCGCUUCGACUUUUGGAAGAACACAUCAACACUCAUCUUGAGUAUGUGUGUCCAGUCUGCUCCAUGGCAUUCCAGCGAAAUAACAGCAAAAAGUUUGAAGAUCACGUACACGCCCACUUUGGUGACGAGGUCAGCGAAGAUGAUAAUCCACUGGACCCAUCAGGACCUUGGGCAUAUAGAAGCACUAGGUUACUGGAGAUUGACUAAAGGAAAAGCUGGUUAUGGACACAUUACCCUGACACAAAAAAGCAGGACAUGAAAAUUCAGCUUUGUGAAUUAUCAGUUUGUCUUUUUGUGUUUUAUAUGAAAUCUUUGUUUACCAAAAAUUAUAUUACUUAUAAGAAAGUGACAUUUAUUUGUUGUUUUUAUUACUGUUAUCUGUGAACUUGUUUUAUGCUGUUUAGAAUUUAUUUCUCAGAUAUAAUAUCCCGGAUUAUUUCAAAUGCAGUUGUCAUUGUCCUGUUUUGGUAUAUUUUGUGGGUUAUGAAAAUCUUUUCCCUGACGAAUUGUUUGGGAUUAGCUACAUGUUUUAUACAGUAUACAGUAUAGAGCACUUUAUGAAAUUAUUUCUGUAUUUUGUUGACCUCUUCUUCAUUUUGUCUUCUUGUGGUAUGGUUCUGUAGUUUGGUACAUUAUACCCAUAUUGUAGUCAAGUUAUAAUGGUGCAUUUAGAUUUAUAUAUUGUGAAUCAUUGACAAUAAUUGAAUUUUCAAAUGAAUUUUCAUUUAUUCGCCAUGUAUAGAGUGUAUAAAAGGAUAUAAAAUUUUUAACCAUAAAUGCUGAAUUUAUAUUCAUCUUAGCAUACUCUGAAGAAUAUGUAACUACAAAUAUCGCAAGUUUGUUUUUUAAAAUUAUAUGAAAUCAUAACCUAGUUACUCUAUGCUGUUUCCAUGUUUAUCAGUGCAGUAUUGUAUUUAUGGAAUUGUUUGGAGUUACGUGGCACAAAUUUGAUAGCUUUGAAGAGGCAUUUAUUCUGCUCUAAGCUUUCAGUCCUAGAUGUGAAAAUACUUCCCAGGGGUACAGAGUAAUAUUAUAAGUUUCCUAAUUAUAAAGCAUUUAGCUGUAUAGCUCGCAGGACUUCUUUUAGUUGUCAGAAAUGUGAAAGAACGAUAUCGGUGGAAAACCUGCAGUUAACUAUACUAGGCAGCAGCUUUCCGUUUGCUGUUCCCUUCGUACUCUACAUUCUGCAUGUGUUGAAUAAAAUGUACUCUUAACAUUCAGAAUACAUGUACGUACAUUGUAAUAAAUAUUAGCACUUAUUGCA
Messenger RNA from Macrobrachium nipponense, 4261 nucleotides. RefSeq names its product tax1-binding protein 1 homolog. Lineage: Eukaryota; Metazoa; Arthropoda; Malacostraca; Decapoda; Palaemonidae. The record is from RefSeq and is a predicted model, not a curated record. Bases 394 to 3204 code for a protein of 936 amino acids. The transcript has 16 exons.